GGGGUUGGGGGAGUGUUCUGCUGUAACGUAAGGGUCAUAAAGCCACCUCAGAGGACUCAGGACUAACUGAGUGAGCACAUCUUUUUGACUCUGACAGGACAAAGAUUUCUUUCGGAAUUUAACACGCAGCAGCUGCAAUGAUGCAUUCACGUUCAUGGCUGAUAUUUAAAGCAGUAUUGGCUCUGCUACUCCCACCACCGAGCAGCGCUGACACCAACACAUUCCAAGGCGUUCACCCGUAUCCGAACAAAUACGCACGGAAUGAAUCAGAGGGAUGUCUACAGCCACCCAUCGGCGCUCUUCUCUCCCGCGGUGCCGCUUCUGCAGGCUCAACCGACGAGAUCCUGGAGUCCAGCCAGGAAGCGCUGCUGGUAACGGAGCGCCGUUAUCUCCGGCUUGACUGGUGCAAGACGCAGCCGCUGAAGCAGACCAUCCAGGAGGCAGGCUGCCUGAGCCGCACCAUCAUCAACCGCUUCUGCUACGGACAGUGCAACUCUUUUUACAUCCCGCGGCACACUUACCAGGACGGCAGCGUCUUUCAUUCCUGCUCCGCUUGCAAACCAUUAACCUUUAGCACCGUUACUUACACCCUCUUCUGCCCGGGACAGACGCCCAGUACUCGAAGGAAGAGGAUCCAACGCGUAAAACAGUGUCGCUGCGUAAAUAUUAAAACGGAUUGAACCCCAGCUGGAUGACACUGUCGUUCAUUAAUAAAAAAUGAACGACAAUAAAUAAAUAAAAAAACAGAGUCAGGGUACCGGAGUGAGGAACUUGAUGAAACUUGUUUAUUGUACUGCUGGAAAGAAGAUUUUAACAGACGUUUAGAGUGUUUUAGGUGGUCAUCUGCAGGUGAAAUUCAUCACAUGGACCCAGAUCUUGGCAAUUAGUAAUGGUUCCUCACAACCUGGGCAUGUCACGGGAUUGUGCCAUACACGGAUACAAUUAUUAGAUGCCAUUAUACCAUUAUAGUUCAAGAGGUUACUUCGGGUACCUUUGAUAUGUAUCCAGUCUGGAGGAGUGUUCUUCAAAGGCUGCGUCCUCUGUGUGGGAUUUCCCCCAAAAUUCUUGAACACCCUUGCUUUACAGACAAGGCUUUGGUUAUUCCUGUUGCUUGUGCACCUUUGUCUACCACAUUUCUUCCUUCCAUUUAACUUUCCAUUAAUAAAUAAAGAAACAGCACUCUAAGAGCCAGCUUCUUUAGCAAUUACCUUUUGUGGCUUCCCCUCCUUGUCAAGGAUGUCUGAUUGUCUGCUGGUCAAGUCAGCAUUCUUUCCCAUUAUUGUGUAGGUCAUGACAAAACAUUUCUGUAUUUAAAAAAAAAAAAUCUUAUUUGCAUUAAUCUAAUGUAAAUGUUUUGCUUUCUAAGAUAUUUAAUUUAGGUAUUCAAUUAGUUCCAAGCUAUUAUUAUCAAAACUAAGCAGAUGUAAAUGUUUAAAAUAUAUGACUCUGCAUGUAAGGAAUCCAUAAAUGCUGAGUGUUUCACUUUAAAAUGAAUUAUUAAAAAAUAUAAAUUUUUUAAUGAUAUUCUAAUUUAUUGAGUUGUUUCCUUUUAGUUUUUUUCUGCACUGCAGAACCUGAUGCUACUCUGUGUCAAUUUGUGACAGCUGUGAAUGAUUUGUGUACCAUGUAUUCUAAUGUUACAUGUAAAUAAAACACAAUUAAAAGGUAUUGUAUCACAUAA
Girardinichthys multiradiatus is the source of this 1681-nucleotide messenger RNA. RefSeq names its product gremlin 1a, DAN family BMP antagonist (gene grem1a). Gene Ontology annotation, molecular function: receptor ligand activity; BMP binding. The record is from RefSeq and is a predicted model, not a curated record. Gene Ontology annotation, biological process: animal organ morphogenesis. The coding region runs from base 138 to 680 and encodes 180 amino acids. The transcript is spliced from 2 exons. Lineage: Eukaryota; Metazoa; Chordata; Actinopteri; Cyprinodontiformes; Goodeidae.